UGUGACACGCGCAAAAAAUAUAUAUGUGAAUUUUCCUCCUGUAUGAUACCACAGCCAAACCGAGAAAACAUUUUGUGAUGGUCCAACAAUGUAAUGGGUUUCCUGUGGUAAUGCCAUGAAGCGUCGAUUUACAAAAUGGCCGAAGGGAAAAUUGAGCGAGAAGUAGGACAAAAUGAAACACAGAAGUCAAGCAACCUUUGCUGCUAUUCACAGAGAGUUUGCUCUCUUGAAAAACUAAAAGGAUUCGACUUCUGUCACAAGCACAUUCUGGAAGACAAAGCUAGCCCAUUCAAGCCCUGUGAUUUUCUAGCGAAAUCUAAUGGAAAGAGGUGCACUAACCCCGCGCCUAAACUCCCCGACAAAGAAAAAAGCUAUUGUAUAAUACACACACGCAAAGCUGUACUGCGCAGAGCUGUGGAAAAGAGAAGGAAGCGACGUCAGCGUAAACAAAGACAAGAGGGAGAGGGUGAUUAUGGCGAGGACUACAACCGUGCCCCAGCCAAAAGGUGGCGGCAUUUGUCCAGUGCUAAGAGUACAGAUGAGCCUCAAAGCCAAGAUGAUGAUGAUGAUGAAGAGGAGGAUGAUGAUGGUGCCACUGAGAAAAACUCAUCAGAUGAGGACGUGGCAGGUGGGAUGGAAGGGAGUCUUAAGGUGGACAGUGCCUGGCACGGAGACGUAGAUAGUGAUGCAGAAUCUGUGGAUAGUGACGAUGGAGACAUUCUGAGACAUGCUGGAGUAUGGACUGUAGAUGAGGCUAUACGCUCAUGCUGUGACAAAAUGGUUCAGUUGAAGACCCUUUAUGUAGGCCAGUACACUAGGCUUAUACACGUCCUCCAGGAAAAGAGGCGCAAGUAUUACCAGCUCAUUCAGGCAGAGGAAGAUGAAGAGACAGGGGAGUGCCUUUUGAGCCCCACAGAAAUCCUUGGCCCCCUCCGUACACGUAGGAAGCAUGGCACUGAAGCUCUAUUGCACAAGCAGGCUAAAGAGAAGAGGCAGGGCUUUAGUGUCCGGCAUCACAAUCCAACUGCAAAUCAAUGUACCCAUAGUGUUGUGGGUAUACGCUGUUGUGAGAAAGUACUGCCUAUGACAAAGUUUUGUAUGAAACACAUUAUCCACGAUCCUCAGCAGUUACUUUUCCAGGGCUGUUCUUUCUUGUCGGGAGAUGGAGAACCAUGUAGUCAUAACGUGCCUAAAAUAUACCCCCACACCAUGUGUCGACUACAUGUGACUUUACCAGAACAACCAAUCAGAACCAACGUGGAAAAGGACCUGCAAGAUGCUAAGGACAGGGAUUGGUUACGCAUAGAAAAGCAGAAGGCAGACAGAGAAGCAAAACCACUGAGUGACCUCCCUGGCACUGAUGCAAUCAUAACAUCACCACAGAUCAAAGAUAAGGAGAUCCCGAUACCAAAGGCACUGCAGGAGAAGUCGAGUGCACUCCUUCCUCCUCCCCAACCAAAGUUAGAGGGGACUCCGCCUCCUCUCCCUUCUCAACAACCUGAUCAUCUACCAGAUCAGCAGUCCAGUGAUGCGGGUGAGAAAGAGUCUACCUGCUCCACGCAGGAGGCAUCUCUGAGUGGGAUACAAUCUUUUCAGCCCGCACCUAAAGAUGUCCUGAGUCCCGCGUCUGUGGAGUUUUCCCCUGGAAUACAAAAUAUUUCUCCAACACUGCUAGAAGCAAGUCUGGUAGCAGUUUGUAGCGGAUCUUCGGUCAUACCAAGCGUCAUAUCCACAAAGAAUGGCGAGAACGUCACCACUUCAGUUACAUCAGUGUCCGCGUCAUCAACUAGCGUAUCGGAAGCUACUAAGGAUAACCCCCCUGUCUGCAGUUCUACCGUGUCGCAAGCUGCUACUAAAGCAUCGGAGACGAAAAGCCCCAUGAAUACAAAUGGUUCAAAUACCGUGUUAGACGCCAUUAGCCCUAUGGAUACAAGCGAUUCUAAUACGAGAAGCUCAGCGGGGCCAACACCUGGGUGCAAUACUGCGGCGGUAGAUACUACUGCUCUUGAUCGCUUCCCGACCGCACUGAACACAAACCAGCCUUCAAAGAACUCCUCAGACGUCACAAAUCCAGACUUCCUCGAGAAUAACACAAGUAGACAACAAAACGUUUGAGGACGUUCCAAUGAUACGCGAACCAACCACUGAACCACAUGAUGCCAGCGCUACAGCCUCGACUGAUGAUACGAAUAUGGAGGUAGAUGAUGCAAAGAAUGCCUCGAAUGAGCCUCGAGGACAUGUCUUAGGGAACAACGAACACGCUAGGUAAAACAAGUUACACUUUAGCUUGUUUCAGCAUGGAUUCUAGGGCUCCGAGGGAUAUCUUCGAGUGAGAAGAAGACGUAAAGCAAAGUAAUUGACAGCAGAGCUUUCUUGGAUUCUCGUGCACCUGUGUCAAGGGACUUCUCGGUAGAAACUGUGAGACUGUUGUCAUCGGCCUCGCCCUAUCUCGUUGUAUUCAUUUGUUAUUUUACAUGGUGGACUUUGAGGCCUUCGUGUGUCGUUCUGUCAAAAUGAACCUGAAAUAUAGGAGAAUUUAAAGCUUUUUACUUAAGGUGACUAAUAAAUUUUUGCGUUCUAUUAUGUACCUCUAACACUGUUCAAGCUUUGCACUCUUCUAAGAGAAUAAUAUAGUAAACUGUUGAAAUCUAGGCUUUAUGAAUGAACUAUUAUAAAAAGUCUCCAUUAUGUGAGGGAUAAUAUCUAUGUAAAUCUCAACUACCUUCAUUAAAUUUUUGUGCUUUUCAA
Molecule: messenger RNA, 2748 nt
Organism: Nematostella vectensis (starlet sea anemone)
Lineage: Eukaryota; Metazoa; Cnidaria; Anthozoa; Actiniaria; Edwardsiidae
Product: KAT8 regulatory NSL complex subunit 2
Exons: 8
Coding region: 136-2115 (659 amino acids)
Cellular component (GO): NSL complex
Source: RefSeq, a predicted model, not a curated record